Messenger RNA from Cuscuta campestris, 1229 nucleotides. NCBI's taxonomy places the organism in Eukaryota, Viridiplantae, Streptophyta, Magnoliopsida, Solanales, Convolvulaceae. The record is from the annotation of a GenBank genome assembly.
CAUUCCACUAUUCAAGUAAUCCCAGAAAGUCAGCACAACUGAAAUUGAUUAACCAUAUAAUACUCCCUCCGUCUCUUAAAUAAAUUGCAGAAAUGCAAUGCAAUAGACGAAGGACCAAAAUUGAUCCAUCGUCAUUUAGGGCUGUUGAAUUUAAGCUACACUUAUUCAGGAAACUAAAGAUAUCAUGGGCUAAACGGAACUACACAUAGAAAAGAAAGCAACCACCCUCUGAAACUAAUCACCUCUUCUAUGUGUUCCAGAAAAGCCUCAACCUGUGUGAGGAAAAUGAGAGAAACUCGUUUUCUUUUCUUUUCCAUUCAAAUUCCUUGAACCAAACAUACAUAUGAAACCAUGGAAAUAUUUGGAAUGUAAUUCCAAAAAAAAUGCAGUUCAAGAACAUGCAGAGAGUGGGGAAAACAAUGACACCGCCAAUCCGCCAUGGCUGCAAUUGCACCAAAUCAGGGUUUGUCGGUGUGCUGCCACGCCAAGAAACGGGUCGGGUCACCCCUAAAUGCCGGUCAACUCGCUCGCAAGAAAUAAAAUGUCAUCACCGCUGCUUCGGCGCCCCCCACCGCCACCGCCACCUCCGGCAACGACCCGAAUAAGUCUGAAAAGUUUGUACGUACGGAGUAAUUUGUUGAUCUCGAGGGUUGUUGAUCCCAAAUUCGAAGGGGACGUGUCCCCCGCCUAGCGUAGAGAUUGAGGCAACCGCCCUCGUAUGAAACCUAAAUCUCAGAUCUGCUCUUCGUCAUUCUUACUUCUUCCCUGUUCUCUUUUAUAGUGCCCGAACUAGGGGUGGACACGGAAAAAAAAGAAAUAAAAAAUCUAAAAAUGUAGUUGUUAUUUAAAUAUUGAAAAUGAGUAAUACACUAACUGAAGAACAACCACAUUUAAUAUCCUGACGGUUCAAAAAAAGCGACGAGGUAAAGAACCGUAAAGAAACCCUCGAAGGAGCUUAUAUAUCGCUCACCUAAAAAAAUUAAUUACAUAUUUACAUUAACAUAAAAAAAAUUUAUAACUUAUUCUUCAAAACUCGAACUUCCAUCUGUGGUUGCAUUCAUGUAAUGCUCCGAUUCGAGUUGGUACGAUGACUCUUGAGCCCGACGUCUUGCCAAGAGCCAAUCUUGGUUGCAAACCAGUGUUUCAAGAGAUUCAGCGUUAAGACAACUUCGGUAGUCGGUUAGAAUGUUGCCGCCAGCACUGAAUUCUCGUUCAACUGCUACGGUUGA